AUGUUCUCCACUGUCAAUCGUACUCUUUUGCGCCAAUCGCGCCUGUUUUCCACUUCUAAUGUCCAACUAGGCUCAAAAGUGUUUUUCGACACUUCCAUCAACGGCACUAAACAGAGCAGAAUUGAGUUCGAAUUGUAUGACGACGUUGUUCCAAAGACUGCCGAAAACUUCAGAGCACUAUGCACCGGUGAAAAAGGCUUCGGCUACAAAGGAGUCCCUUUCCACAGAGUGAUUCCCAACUUUAUGCUGCAAGGCGGUGACACUGACUUGACUAAUGGAUACGGCGGAAAGUCGAUCUAUGGUACUAAGUUCCAGGACGAGAACUUUACUAGGAAACACACAAAGCCGGGUCUUCUGUCGAUGGCCAACUCGGGACCAAACACUAACGGUUCCCAGUUUUUUGUCACGACUGUCCCAUGUUCAUGGUUAGACGGAAAACAUGUUGUGUUCGGUGAAGUGUCCAAGGGUAUGGAAGUUGUCAAGCUUAUUGAAUCCUACGGUACCAUGUCCGGCAAACCCCGCGCCAAGAUUGUGAUUGAAGAAGCUGGGGAAUUGUAA
Lachancea nothofagi CBS 11611 is the source of this 558-nucleotide messenger RNA. The record is from the annotation of a GenBank genome assembly. Lineage: Eukaryota; Fungi; Ascomycota; Saccharomycetes; Saccharomycetales; Saccharomycetaceae.